Molecule: messenger RNA, 4397 nt
Organism: Amphiprion ocellaris (clown anemonefish)
Lineage: Eukaryota; Metazoa; Chordata; Actinopteri; Pomacentridae
Exons: 23
Coding region: 485-3910 (1141 amino acids)
Cellular component (GO): myosin complex
Source: RefSeq, a predicted model, not a curated record
GAAGAGAAGACAGUAGAGGCAGUUUAUGGACCAAGCAGUUGCUACAUUCCGACUGGACAACGUACGGAGGAAUUUUUGGAUUUCAGCAGCUACUCCGUAUGCACCCUGAAAAGAAAAACAGAUGAGUGGUUGAUUGAGAUGGAGAGAAAUAGCAAAAGAGAGAAGAAAAAAGCAAAUAAAAGUCUGAUCUUGCAGAAGGAAAUAGUGUGAGGAAGGCAAAGAAGGAUGAGCAGAGCUGCAAGUGUGUCAUGAAAGAGAGGAUUUGCUGAGAGAGCAGACUGGAGAUCCACCAGAAAGUGAAUUACUGCUGUGCUCAGACCCACCGGGAACAACCAGAACAGCUGCAUAGCAGUUGAAGAAAGAGAAAAAGACAUGAUUAAGCCUCUUUGCAGGGGCACGAAAACACUGUAGUUGCUACAUUGCUAAACAGGUGAAGUCUGUAAAGCAAAAGAGUGCAUAGCCUGUAGGAAGUAUCACUGAAAUUAUGUCUGCGAGGCACCAUCAGCAUUGCCACUCCCUCUCUGAUGAGUCCGAGGAAACCAGUAGGAACCAUGGAGAUCCUGGACCAGAGCCAGAACCUGAGGAGCUGGAUUGGGAUAGUUAUAGCACCACACUGGAGCACAGAUUAGCAGCUGAGCAGGAGAGUGCCCAGGUGUCCGAGCAGCACUGUGCCCAACUGGAGAAGGCCCGGCGGGAGCUCGAGCGGCAGCUGUCAGGCCUCUCAGAUCGACUGGAGGAGGAGGAGGUCUGCUCCGCCCAGCUGGCCCUCCACAGGGACAGACUGGAGGCCCAGUGCAGCAGCCUCCGACGAGAUCUGGACAAACUUGAGAGCGCCUUGACUGCAGCUGAGAACGAGAAACAGUCGUCACACAUUGAGGUGAGGAGACUGUCGGAGCAGCUUUUUCAGAAGGACGUGGUGGUGCAGAAGCUCCAGAAGGAGAAAGAACAUCUGGUGGAGCUCAGCCAGCAGGCCAUCGAGGACCUGCAGAGUGAAGAGGAGAAAGUGAACCUGCUGACGAAAGAGAAAACCAAGCUGCAGAUGCAAGCUGAAGAUUUGGAGUAUCAGUUGGAGCAGGAGUGCCAUCAGCGUGGUGAGCUAGAGAAGAACAGGAGGAGGCUGGAGGGGGACACCAGAUCUACACAAGAGAGUCUGGGAGAGAUGGAGAGGAUGAUGAGUGGUCUGGAAGAACUCAUCAAAAGGAAAGACCUGGAGAUCAGCAGUACCAGCUCCAAGCUAGAAGCAGAGGAGGCCCUCAACAUUGGACUGCAGAGGAAGGGCAAAGAACUACAGGCUCGCAUUGAAGAGCUGGAAGAGGAGCUGGAGGCAGAGCGGGCCAUGAGAGCCAAGGUAGAGAAGCAGAGAGCAGAUCUCACCAGAGAAUUGGAUGAUCUCACGGACCGGCUUGAGGAAGCAGGAGGGGUCACCGCCUCACAGAUGGAAGUGAACAAGAAGCGAGAGGCUGAGCUCCAGCGUCUGAGACGAGACCUGGAGGAGUCCUCAGUCCAGUCUGAAGCAUUAGCUGCGUCUCUGAGGAAGCGGCACAGCGAUGUUGUGGCAGAACUGAGCGAACAGUGUGAGGCUCUGCAGAGGACCAGAGCCAAACUGGAGAAGGAGAAGCAGAAUUUGAGGAUCGAGGUAGACGAUCUGGCUGCUUCACUGGAUACUCUGCAGAAAGCCAAGACCUCCUCAGACAGUCAGCUGAAGAAGCUGGAGGAGCAGCUGUUUGAGGCCAACAGGAGAGGAGAUGAGCUGCAGAGGACCCUCACUGAGCUCAGCGUGGCCAAGAACAGACUCACAGCUGAUAAUGCAGACGUGAGUCGACAGAUGGAGGAGGCAGAGGGCAGAGCGAGCCAGCUGACCCGCUCUAAGACGCUGCUCCAGUCCCAGCUUGAGGAGCUGAAGAAACACCUGGAUGAGGAGGUCAAGUGUAAGCAGGCGGUCAGCAACAGUCUGAGCUCAGUGCGGCAGGAGUGCGAGGUGCUGAGGGAGCAGCUGGAGGAGGAGCAGGAGAGUAAGCAGGAGAUGCAACGCCUUGUUUCCAAACUCAACAGUGAGGUGACGCACUGGAGGAGCAAACAUGAGGCAGAUUCAAUCCAGCACGCCGACGAGCUGGAGGAGACCAAGAAGAAGCUGGCGAGCAGGCUUCAAGAGGCCGAGGAGGCCGUGGAAGCCACUCAGGCCAAAUGUUCCUCCCUGGAGAAAACCAAACAGAGACUGCAAGGAGAGGUAGAGGAGCUCUGCAUGGACCUGGAGAAGGCCAGCAGUUGUGGUCAGACUCUGGAUAAGAAACAGAGGGUCCUGGAGAAGCAGCUUGGAGACUGGAAGCAGAAAUGUGAAGAGCUGGUGACCGAGGUGGAGGGCUGCCAGAAGGAGAGUAGGCAACACGCUACCGAGCUCUUCAAACUCAAGACAGCUCACGAGGAAUCUCUGGAGCAGCUGGAGGUUCUACGUAGGGAGAACAAGGCCUAUCAGGAGGAAAUAGCAGACCUAACAGACCAGCUGUCAGAUGGAGGUAAGAGUGUUCACGAGCUCCAGAAAGCAAAAAAGAAAAUUGAGAUGGAGAAAGAAGAGUUACAGGCCUCCCUGGAGGAAUCUGAGGCAGCUUUGGAGGCUGAGGAGACCAAGGUGCUGAGGCUGCAGCUGGAACUGUCUCAGGCUAAAGGAGACCUGGAGCGUAGACUGCAGGAGAAGGAGGAGGAGACUGAAGCUGCCAGAAAAAGCCACCAGAGGGCGCUAGAGUCCCUGCAGGCCAGUCUGGACGUGGAGGUGAAGGGCAGAGCAGAGGGACUGAAGUUGAAGAAGAAACUGGAGAUGGACAUCAAUGAGCUGGAGCUGCAGGUGGACCUGCUCACCAAGAACAACACAGAGCUCAGCAAAAACAGCAAGAAGAUGCAGCAGCAGAUUAAGGAGCUGCAGGCUCAGCUGGAGGAGGAGGUGCGGAGUCAUGAGGAGUGCCGGGAGGAGCAGGCUGCUGUGGAGCGACGCUGUGCUCUUUUGAUCAGCGAGAGUGAGGAGACCCGGACAGCACUGGAGAGCGCAGAGAGAGCCCGUAAGGCCUUGGAGACAGAGCUGCAGGAGGCCAGCGAGAAGUACAGCGACCUCAACAACCAGUUCCAGUUGUCUCUGAGUGGGAGGAGGAAGCUGGAGGUGGAUCUUCAGACUCUGCAGCAGGAGCAUGAGGAGCUGCAGGCAGAGCUGAGAGGAUGCACAGACAAGGCCAAGAAGGCCAGCUGCGAGUUGGCGCGAGUCGGUGAGGAGCUGCGUCUGGAGCAGGAGCACACACUCCACCUGGAGAGAGUGAAGAAAGGUCUGGAAGCCCAGAUCAAAGACAUGAGCAGCAGGCUGGACGAGGCUGAACAGAUGGCUCUGAGAGGAGGGAAGAAGAUCAUCCAGAAGUUGGAGGGGAAGGUGAAGGAGAUGGAGCUAGAGCUGGACUCGGAGCAGAAGCGACACGCUGAAACGGUAAAGACGCUGCGGAAGAAUGAACGUCGUCUGAAAGAGCUGCUGUUCCAGUCAGAGGAGGACCAGAAGAACCAGCAGAGGAUGCAGGAGCUGGUGGAGAGGCUGCAGAACAAGAUGAAGGCCUACAAGAGACAAGUGGAAGAGGCCGAGGAACAAGCCAACAUGAACCUGGCAAAGUACAGGAAGACCGUCCAUGAGCUGGAUGAUGCUGAGGAGCGGGCUGACAUCGCAGAGUCAGCACUUACCAAGAUCAGGACCAAAAACAGGGGCAGCUUCGGCAAAGGAUACUCCUCUGGUUACAGCACUCCGUACCCUGGCCUGGUCCGGUCAAACAGCUCUGCCGGCUCUGAGGGCAGAGAGGAGAAGAUCCUCAACGAUGACAACGAGUCGGUCAGCUCCCUCAUCCCUGCCUAUCUCAACUCCCUCAAGAAGCUCAUGAUUGAUUAGGAAGAUGGCUGUAGUUACAGCUUUUCAGAAAGACCACUCUGCAUCGUCCAACAGCAGAUCUGAUGUCUGCUGAACAAGUGAAGCAUGGAAACAGUAUGAAGUUUGAAACAUCAGAAAAGGCUCCACGUGUAGUUUCACCGUACAUUCAGGUCAUUCAAUGUGUGUCACCUGUUUUUGAACACUGUACAUCCCUAUAGAACUUUUCUAUGCACAGGUUGCUUCCUCUGUGUGCCAGUUUUAUUCCACACACUUUCAUAUGCCAUCAUACUGUUAGAUUUGAAUAUAAAAACUGAUUGAAUAUGCAAAAAUAUGCAGCAUGUGUUUGAAAUUCACUUUUAAGCAAUACUUCAUGACAAUGAUAAUUUGUAAGUCAUUUAUUAGGUCAUCAGUUAAUAACGGAGCAUCUGCAGGUCCUUAAAAAGGCUUAAAAAGUGUAACACUUUCAGAAUUUACAUCAAUAAAAAUGUUAUUUUCUCGCUUCUUUGUA